Messenger RNA from Sitophilus oryzae (rice weevil), 2032 nucleotides. It is a transcript of the gene mol, whose product is annotated as dual oxidase maturation factor 1. Gene Ontology annotation, cellular component: endoplasmic reticulum membrane. The transcript has 9 exons. Lineage: Eukaryota; Metazoa; Arthropoda; Insecta; Coleoptera; Curculionidae. Gene Ontology annotation, biological process: protein transport. The coding region runs from base 353 to 1621 and encodes 422 amino acids. The record is from RefSeq and is a predicted model, not a curated record.
UCUCGAUUGUUUUUGUUGGCUGUUCCUGCUACGAGCGCGGCACCGUUUUUAAGUAGGCUGUGUGUGGUGCGGUUUCACGUCGUGAUCCGGUACCGAUUUUCGUUCUCACGUCAAACUUUUUCAGGCAGUACUACCUCCGGUACAACUCGGUUUUUAGUGUGUUUAAUAUCUAGAAACUUUUCCUAAGUGUAGUACGGUGUAUUAAAAGUUGUUUACAUUGUCGUUUCCUGUUUGACUGACGCGGUAAUAACAAUUUUUAGUGCAUGGUCGUUAAACUGGAUUAUUUCAGGAAAAAAUGCAGUGAGCUUGGAUGAUUUUUAUUAAUUUUGGAUAGAGAUCAAAUCCCAAGGACAUGAAGGGCUGGUUCGAUGCGUUUCGAACCGAUGGAGGACCCACACUUUACAGUUUCAGCAAUCGAACGGCUGUGACCGGUGACGUGACCGUCAUCACGUUCUUGGCCAUAUUCGCCACGCUUUACGUGGCCUUCUUGAUCAUAUUUCCGGGUAUAAGAAAAGAAAGAUUCACCACAUUCUGGGCUGUGUCAUUAUCUCUAUUAGUAGGAGCUACAAUCUUAGUUUCAUUAUAUGGUUCCUGUUGGCAUAUAGCCGAAACCUCGAUAGUGAGCACGUACAAAGCAUUUUCCAAUGAGAAAAUUUCAGCACAUUUGGGUGCUUACGUUGGACUAAGACAUGUUAAUAUUACUUUACAAGCUAUGGCUUUUAAUAAUUCGACUGUCGACAUCGACUACAACGAACAGUUCAAUUGGGAGAACUCCCAACAGAUGACAGUUAUUUUCAGGGAAGCCCUAGUGAGGGGGCUGCCUUUUCCUAUACUGAGCGUUGCCGAAUACUUCACAUUGGGCCAGGAAGGCCUGGCUUGGGGAGGCCAGUACAGAGCAGCUGGAUAUUUUGCCAUUAUUAUGUUAUGGACGUCUUUCGCCAUAUGGUUACUAAUGAACCUGAUGCUGAUAGUGGUACCCAGGUACGGUGCCUUACUGAUGACGAUAUGUGGGUUCCUACUAUUGGCAACAGUGUGCGGGUACUUCGGCAUGUUGCCAGAGACUCCUCUAGUGAUUCAUAUAGAAGGAAAAACGUUGGAUUUUAGGUUCGGAUGGUGCUAUUGGCUGGUACUUAUAGCAGGUGGAAUUUGUCUCACAGCUGGAGUAAUAAUAACAACCAUCGAAAUCGUAAAUCCUCACAGUUUUUCGACGAUUCUAGAAGUAGAUUAUGACACUCCUUAUGACCGACACAUAAUAAUUGAAGACAGCAGAGGCAGGAAGUAUCAAAAGAAGAAAACAAGCAAUAGCAAGUUGGAGGAACCCGAUAAUAUUGGGCUUGGACACAAAAUUUUAAGACGAUUAUCAUCGAAACAGAAAGAAGAAAAACCAGAAUCAUCAAAAGCAAGUAGCAGUAUGAUAGAAAAGUACAAUUUCGAGCUCACAGCAGUACCUUGGAGGUACUCACACUCUCAAACGAGCAAAAACGACCAUCCUACCAAACAGGAUGAUGAUAAAGAUGAUGAUUCAAUAGUAACAUCGUACUCGUUGAAUGAUACGCCUCCAAAUAAAAAUUUAUAUAGGUACGACAGUCACAAAGAAAAAAGCCAAAUACCCAUGUGGUAAAUCACCAGAUGAACGAAUUAGUGCAAUUAAAAAAGGUUAUUUCAGGGAUGGGUGUUUUUACGCGUAAAAAAACGUAAAAAAUUAAUAAAAAUGAGAAGAAUGGAACACCUCAUGAGCAACAGUGAAAUAAAUUAAAAUACCUUCUUUACCGCGAUCAUUAAAAACCAAUUUUUACACGUAAAACAGUUUUUACGUUACAAUUUUUCAUACGCCCAUCCCUGUUUUUUUUUAAAUAAUUUAAGUGAUUUCCUAUGUGAUAUAUUUAGUACUUAAGCUUUGAGAAUCGAACAAUGAAGGAAAACAAAGGCCAUAUUUAUGAUUUACUAGAAUUUAAGACCCUACUGUGUAGUAUUUAUUUAAAUUCUUUUUAGUAUUUAGUGUUAACAAUAAAAAAUAAAGAUAUAACAAACG